This is a messenger RNA of Penicillium subrubescens, 1132 nucleotides long. Its product is annotated as putative short chain oxidoreductase/dehydrogenase. Gene Ontology annotation, molecular function: oxidoreductase activity. Lineage: Eukaryota; Fungi; Ascomycota; Eurotiomycetes; Eurotiales; Aspergillaceae. The record is from RefSeq and is a predicted model, not a curated record. The transcript is spliced from 2 exons. The coding region runs from base 12 to 1004 and encodes 330 amino acids.
GGCGCAUUUAAAUGCAAUGCCGUAUCUCCGGAUUUCUUUCGACCUCCAAUCAUCCUCAAAACCAGUCUUUCCUAUCAGAAUUUCAGCUCCCCACCAUACAAUCCAGCCCUCCCCACCAACAAUUUCUCUCCGUUCCAUCACACCUCAAUAUGGCCCCCAAAACAUGGCUCGUCACCGGCGCCUCAUCAGGCCUGGGCACUGCCAUCGCCGAGGUAGCCCUUCACGCCGGAAACAAAGUCAUCGCAACAGCCCGUAAUCCCGCAAAAGCAGCCAAAGAGAACCCCCAGAUCGAAGCAUUGGGAGGCACAUGGCUGGAGCUGGACGUGACGAACGUAGAAACUCCCAAGAAGGUGCAAGAUGCCAUUCAGCAAUCCGGUGGCGCGAUCGACGUGGUCGUCAACAAUGCGGGGUACUCGCUGCUCGGCAGUAUUGAGGACAUGAGCGAGGCAGAGAUCGAGAACCAGUUCAGCACGAAUGUUUAUGGUCCUGUUCGAGUUUUGAAGGGUGUUUUGCCUUUUAUGCGAGCGCAGCGAUCGGGAACGAUUGUCAAUGUAAGCAGUAUCGCUGGAAUGGAUGGAUUGCCUUCGUGCGCGAUGUAUGCGGGGUCAAAGUUUGCUCUUGAGGGUAUGUCUGAAAGCCUCUCACGAGAAUUGGCACCAUUUGGCAUUCGAGUGAUUAUCGUUGAACCUGGUCAAUUCCGAACCAAGUUCCUGUCAGCCUUCGUCGAACCUGCCGCUGGACUGAAUGAGGAUUAUAUUGGAACUCCCCUCGAGUCUACACUCAAAGUGUUUAGGACGCACGACGGGAAACAAACUGGCGACCCGACCAAGGCUGCUCAGAGGGUUCUGGACGUUGUGACGGGCACUGGGAUUGGCGCAGGAAAGGAGAAUCUGCUGCGACUUCCUCUUGGCCCUGAUUGCUAUCAACGAUUCCAGGCGAAGCUUGACGCUGUGCAAGAGAAUCUGGCACAAGCAAAGGAUAUCGCCCAUUCUACUAACCUUUGAGUGUGAGUGGAAAAUGGUGGUGGUAGACGCUACUUGACUGGCUGGAUCCCAGAAGAUAAGAUAUUACAAGACAUGCGGCCGCGUUAGCAAGAUCUACAGCAUAUAGAAAUCAAACAAAUAAUCACAAG